AUGGUGCUGCACAGAUUCAGUGAGUCCAAAGAGACCACGCAUGAAGCCUCCGCCUCCGCGUUCCACUUUCGAAAUCGCUUGCUGCGGAUGCCCGAGGUCACCGCCUUGGAGGAACAUGUCCAAGCUUUGGAAAAAGUCGAGAAGGAUGUGAGCGCCGUGAGGAACGAUCUGCUGGAGCUCAUUGCUCAGGCAGGUGGUGAGAAGACCGAGACACUGCCGAGGACGACGACCGGCUCCUUGGCUUUGAGCAUGGAGCUUGGCCGCACGACGACCCAUCCACAUGACACUGCCGCGCAGCGGGCCUUUGCCGGAAAGAGUCCAGAUUCCAAGGGCCGAGUUCCCAGAGCCGGCUCCUUGCGAAUGGGUACCUCCGGCCUCUUCUUGGAGUCAGAAGAGCAUUCUCGUGCCAUCAUUUGGGAGAGGCCGUGUAGCUGCCUGGGUUUCUGGCCGGUCCUUCAUCCGGAAGGACCUCCACGCCUGGUGUGGCUCACACCGGCCUUUGUCUUCGUGCUGGCCGAGGCCUUCUUGGUGCCCUUCAUGUUAGCCUUCGGUGUGGAGCCCGAUGACGAACCCUUCCUCGGCAUCGCCUUCCGUGUGGUGGACUUGUAUUUCCUUUUGGACAUCAUCGUGACCUGUCUCACAGGCUACCGAGACUCACGUGGGAACCUGGUCUCCGUUCCUGGCAAGAUCGUGAAGCAUUACCUGGUAGGAUGGUUUCUCUUGGACGCCGUGGCAGCAAUUCCAUGGACAUGGAUUGGCGACAGCUCUGUGGCGCAGGUGACGCGUGGAUUGAAAGUCGUGCGACUGAUCCGCCUGGCGCGGCUCCUGCGACUCGCCAAGCUGCGACAGAUCACCGAGGCGGCUGAGACCUACUUGGAAGGGAACUACGCAGCCGAGCUCUUCAUGGGCUUUGGCAAGGUGCUUCUGCUGCUCAGCGCUGUAGCUCAUUGGGGCGCCUGCUUUUGGCACGCGGUGGGCUCGCAGCAAGGUGGCUGGGUGGCAGAAUUGGAAGAGGAUUACAGAGGGAACGAGAACAAGGUCUUCGCUCGGUAUACCUGGUCGUUGUACUUCACCUUGACCACCUUGACCACCGUGGGCUACGGUGACAUCACACCAGUGACGACGGAGGAGUGUCGCUGGGUCUUGCUGCUGCUCCUGACCUCCGCCGUGAUCUUCUCGGGGCUUCUGGGGAUGCUGAGCGAUUUGGUGGCCUCGGUGAACAAGGAACACCGCAUCGUGGCAGCGAAGAAACGACAGCUGGCCAGGUACAUGUCGUGGCGAGCAGUGCCAAAGACACUUCUUUGCAAGGUGCGGAGGUACUUCCUGUUCAAGUGGGGAGCGCAGAAGGACUAUGACUUGUACGAGGAGGAGUUGAAAAAGGCCUUGACGCCCACCCUCAGAUCGGAGCUUUGCUACCAUAUCUACAAGGAGGUUCUCAACGCUGCCCCAUUCCUGGCAUGGAUGAGAGGCCACACGGCUUGCGUGAAGAGCCUGGCCACCAGCGUCCGCUCGGGCUUCCACGACUGCGGGGAUUUCCUCUUCCGAGCCGGCGAAGAGGUCAAGGACAUUUUCAUCCUGCUGGCCGGAACCACCAUCCUCUACAGGAACGAUCGCGAUGCGGAUGCUCAAGAGGACGAGCAGGAUGCUUUUCUCCCCGCCUGGGCGGAGCUGGAAGGGCCGGGUCUGGCAAGCCAGCGACGGGCCUUGCUCCGACACAUGAUCUCUUCCUUGGUGAAGCGCAUGAAAGCCAGGAAGCAACGGUCCACCUCGCUGGGUCGCUCGCGCUCCAAUGACUUGGAGAGCCAAUUCGUGGAGCGCUGGCACGACGAGAACCUGCUCCGAGGGCUCUCGGAGCUCCGGAAGCAAGAUGCGGUGCAGAAACACGCUGCCAUGCUGAUCCAGCUCGUGUGGCGUGAGAGGAUGAGGAAAAAACUGGACGAGAUUCACAAGAAACAUCGGCCAAGCAGUUGCUAUACCAUCGAAGCUCCAGCCUACUUUGCUGAGAGUUGCUUGUGGCCGCCAUUGAUGACCUGGAGCAAACGUGUUUGUCUACAUCAAUACACGGUCCGAGUGAAGUCACAGGUGGAGACCGUGUCGAUUCCCCGCUUGGCCAUUCUGCUGGUCAUCGAGAAGUUUUCACCGUGGCUCCGACAUCGCUUCGAGGUCUUUCAAGCGGCGGUGCUGGAGGAGAAGGAGUCCAUCGGCGAGACCGUCUCUCCGAAGUUCUCGGGGAAGCAGAGCAAUGUCUCCACCGUCGAUGAUCACGAUGGCGCCCAUCUUCCAAGCUCCAUCCGCCUGUGA
Messenger RNA from Durusdinium trenchii, 2301 nucleotides. The record is from the annotation of a GenBank genome assembly. NCBI's taxonomy places the organism in Eukaryota, Dinophyceae, Suessiales, Symbiodiniaceae.